AUGUCUUCAAGCAAACCGAAGGCCAAACCGGCUAAUCGCCCAUCCGUGAGGCACCCGAGUCACAACCAUCCAUUGCGUGUCUUUAAACCCAAAGAAGAAGAUGAGACCGUUUGCUCUGGAUGCGAGCUCCAGCUGACCGAGCAAGCUUUCAAGUGUACAAAGUCGGAAUGCGAUUACUUCUUGCACAAGUCAUGUUUCGACCUACCUGGUGAGAGUCAUCACAAGUCUCAUCCUGACCACCCUCUGACCUUGCUUCAUUCCCCACCUGAUGACCAAUCCGUCUACACGUGCGCUGCAUGUGACCAAUACGGAUCUGGAUUCACUUACCACUGCUCUAGCUGCAACUACAAUCUUCAUGUUGGAUGUGCUUUGCUCCCUGAAACUAUAGAUCGUGAAGAUCAUGAGCAUCCGCUCACUCUUCUUUAUUGCACAUCAUGUAAAGGUCGUGAAGACACGAUCUUCAUUUGCAGCGCUUGUGAAGACACUGUUUCAGAAGAUCUAUGGGUGUAUUACUGCAAGGAAUGUGAUUAUGGAACACAUGUACUCUCAUGUGUGGCAGAGGAAGAUCAAGAAUCAAAUGAAGAGGAGGAGGAAGAAGAAGAAGAAGGAGACAUGAGCUCUCCAGCUUCUAGGAUAAAGUCGUUGAUGAAGACUCGGGACGAGAUGGCGGCUUUGCAGCUAGAAGCACGUAUUAGGAAUGAUGCGAAUGAGGCUGCGCUUGAUCUUUGGGAUCAACCAAAGCGGAGAUACUAUUGGUAA
Molecule: messenger RNA, 759 nt
Organism: Microthlaspi erraticum
Lineage: Eukaryota; Viridiplantae; Streptophyta; Magnoliopsida; Brassicales; Brassicaceae
Source: the annotation of a GenBank genome assembly